This is a messenger RNA of Oncorhynchus nerka (sockeye salmon), 10313 nucleotides long. Its product is annotated as RNA transcription, translation and transport factor protein-like. Gene Ontology annotation, molecular function: RNA binding. Gene Ontology annotation, biological process: tRNA splicing, via endonucleolytic cleavage and ligation. Gene Ontology annotation, cellular component: tRNA-splicing ligase complex. The record is from RefSeq and is a predicted model, not a curated record. NCBI's taxonomy places the organism in Eukaryota, Metazoa, Chordata, Actinopteri, Salmoniformes, Salmonidae. The transcript has 8 exons. Bases 120 to 854 code for a protein of 244 amino acids.
CCGCCGUUAAACCCCACAGAAGAAGUCUGCAGGUUUAGCCACAGUAAAGAGGUGUCUCGCUUUCGGGCUAAAAGUUUCUCUAACGUUAGUUAUAAAGCUAGCUAGAACAACUUGUCAACAUGUUUCGAAGAAAACUGACAGCUUUGGAUUACCAUAACCCCUCUGGGUUUGACUGUAAAGAUGAGACAGAGUUCAGGAAUUUCAUUGUGUGGCUGGAGGACCAGAAAAUCAGGCACUACAAAAUUGAAGAACGGGGCAACCUGAGGAAUAUCCCCAGCUCGGGAUGGCCCAAGUCCUUUGAGCAGUAUCUUCAAGAUGUGAAUUGCCCAUUCACUGUCGAAGAGAGACAGGAGUCAGUGGACUGGUUGCUGGGUCUAGCCGUUCGGUUGGAAUAUGGCGACAAUGGCUCCCCAGUUGAGAAGUACAAGAAUUGCCCGCUAGCCACAGCCACCGAGGCGGCGAAACCCUCGGAUCCCCUCAUCCAUCUGGACAGCAGCAACCCAGACUUUAAGGCUGGUGUCUUAGGCCUGGCUAGCCUGCUGAAGAUCCAGCGUCACGACGACUACCUGGUCAUGCUGAAGGCUAUAAGGAUCCUUAUCCAAGAGAGGCUGACUCCAGAAGCCAUAGCCAAGGCCAGCCAGUCUAAAGAGGGUCUCCCUGUGGCCUUGGACAAGCACAUCCUCGGCUUUGAUACCGGAGACGCCACCCUGAACGAAGCGGCUCAGAUCCUACGUCUGCUCCACAUCGAGGAGCUACGUGACCUGCAGACCCGGAUCAAUGAGGCCAUCGUAGCCGUCCAGGCCAUAAUUGCAGACCCGAAGACAGACCACCGCCUGGGCAAGGUCGGAAGAUGACCUGUCUUGCCUGACCCCUUGACCUCUGCCUUUAACCCCCAACAUACAGUCUGUGAAAAAGAAGUACCACACAAACUAUACAUGGAUAUUGGUCCAAGACCUUGUCCUUAUUUUAUUUUAGUCCAACAACUAGGACUAAGCCUUUGAGUUUUCAUUUUUUUUUUUUUUUUUUAAGGAUUUGGGACAGUUGGAAUGAAAUGGACUAGUUUUUUUUGUUUUUGAGAAAGAAAUGCAUUUUCGUCGCAUGAGUGUUGGAAUGAGAAUGUAUGAAAUACAUUGGGGGGGAAGAAACUUUGGUUUGUGUUCAUAAGAAAUUGGAAGUGCUAUCAGAUUCUGUGCUGAAAUUACCCUUGGAGAUGGAAUCAGCGAUAAAAGUCAGGAAUUACAUCUUAGGAAAGAUAAAGGAUAAAAAAACUGGAAGAACAAAUAUUUGGCGACAAUGUGGUGAAAUACAAAAUGAUUAGUGCACCGAAUACCCAAAUACUGCAUUGCUGUGUGUUCAUUCAAUACACAUGGAUAGAUAUAACUGGACUUGUGGCUCAAAGAUCUAGUUUUAUUUUUUAUAGAAAGCCAAAGUAUGAAAAUGAGGUAAACAAAUUUACAAAACUUUAUUUGCGGGGGAGGGAAGUCACAGUUGACGUUUGGAAAUUUACUUUGGUGGUGCAUUUUGUUUCAAUGCUUCAUAUAGGAAUGAAUGGUACCACGUGAUCAAUGGCUUUGUCCAAUCAUAUAAUGCAAGACUGAGCUCAGUCGGCCACUAGGUUUCUAUGGCUUUGAUGUUGCGGCGAAGACCGGUCACAUUUCGUCACCUGGGCCUUUAGUACAGUGAUUUGGCAGCAGUUGCCUUCUACUUGAGGAACUUGCUAGUUGGCAGGUUCUAUGCUAAGGCUCUUUGUACAGCCUCAGUCAUUUGGCGUCUUUUUGUUUGUUGAAGGUGUCCGCUCUGAUACGUAACAUCAAAAUGAAGUAUGUCCCCCAGUACAGUGCAUUCAGAAAGUAUUCCUACCCCUUGACUUUUUCUACAUUGUAUUAUGUUACAACCUUGUUCUAAAAUGGAUUAAGUAAUGUUUUCCCCCUCAUAAAUCUAAACACCCCAUAAUGACAAAGCAAAAACUGUUUUUUUAGAAAUGUUUGCACAAAACUGGAAUAUUACAUUUACAUCAGUAUUCAGACCUUUUACUCAGUACUUUUUUGAAGCACCUUUGGCAGUGGUUACAGCCUUGGGUAUGACGCUACAAGCUUGGCACACCUGUAUUUGGGGAGUCUCCCAUUCUCUGCAGAUCCUCUCAAGCUCUGUCAGGUUGGAUGGAGAGCAUUGCUGCACAGCUAUGUUCCGGUCUCUCCAGAGAUGUUCCAUCGGGUUCAAGUCCGUGCUCUGGCUGUGCCACUCAAGGACAUUCAGAGAGACUUAUCCCGAAGCCACUCCUGCGUUGUCCUGUUGGAAUGUGAACCUUCGCCCACACAAUCCUGUCUCGGAUAUCUACAGACAAUUCCUUUGACCUCAUGGCUUGGUUUUUGCUCUGACAUGCACUGUCAACUGUGGGACCUUUUAUAGACAGGUGUGUGCCUUUCCAAAUCAUGUCCAAUCAAUUGAAUUUACCACAGGUGGACUCCAAUCAUGUUGUAGAAACAUCACAAGGGUGAUCAAUGGAAACAUGAUGCACCUGAGCUCAAUUUCUAGUCUCAUAGCAAAGGAUCUGAAUACUUAUGUAAAUAAGGUAUUCAUGUUUUUUUUCAAAUGUUUCUAAACCUGUUUUCCCUUUGUCAUUGAGGUAUUGUCUGUAGAUUGAGAAUUUUUUAAAUCAAUUUUAGAAUAAGGGGAAGGGGUCUGAAUACUUUCCGAAUGCACUGUAUUGAGGUUCCCUGCUUUCGCACAAGCUAAAUCUGCAAAAGAAAAUUGUGUUUCAGGCUACAUGAACUGCUUUUAUCCUACAUGACCCGCAAAAGGCAUAAGUGUUGUGGAAAUUCAGUACUGAGAGAGACUUGGUCUUGGUAAUUUCUUCAAACAAUCUUUAUUUAAUAUCAAUUAAUUAUUACAAUAAUGAGACCGUUAGGCUGAGAGUCUAGCCUUUUAUAGAAGAUGCAGUUUUUAUAUAGCUGAUAGCAAGAUUGCGUAGUCAGUCACUUCUAACCUUCCCAUAAGCCACCUUGGUUAUCUACACAGGAUGGUCUGUUACUUAGUUUCCCAGAUGCCAGGAAGAUGAGACGAUGCGGCAUUGUUCUUAACUCUUCCAGGCUCUCUCUAUCUCGAGUCACACACACACACACCACAUCUAUAAAAUGCUAGCUUUUAGGUUUUUAUCACCAACACAUCAAUUGUCAGCUUCAAGCUAUCUCUAGUAGAACCCAUGUCCUCAACAGCAGGUGCUAGAGUGGAGACCAUAAACCACAGCAUUAGCAGGACAGAAAUAUCUUAAUGUUCGUUAAGUAAAUAAUUGUCACAUAGCCAACAAAUAAGAUGAAUACGGGGCGGCAGGGUAGCCUAGUGGUUAGAGAGUUGGACUAGCAACCGUAAAGGUUGCAAGUUCGAAUCCCCGAGCUGACAAGGUACAAAUCUGUCGUUCUGCCCCUGAACAGGCAGUUAACCCACUGUUCAUAGGCCGUCAUUGAAAAUAAGAAUUUGUUCUUUAACUGACUUGCCUAGUAAAAUAAAGGUAAAAUAAAUCAAAUAAAAAAGGUGAAUACAUCAUUUCUCUCUCACAUAAGCCAUACAGUCCAAUUCAAGUUGGAGAGUUCAUCUGAUUUAUUUCCACCAAAACCACUGGCGACAGUGGAUGCUAUUGCUAUCCCUCCCACGUGAAGGUUAAGGGUAAUAUUGACGGCAUUCCAGAUUGGCUUUUUCAGCAGGCACGCUGAACAGACGUCUAAGGAGGUGUCUUGUUACCACUUCAUAUAGCAAACUUCAAAGAGACAUCAGAAACUGUAACGUUCUUUGCUUUACGGAAACAUGGCUCACUCGAGACACACUAUCGGAGUCGGUACAGCCAGCUGGUUUCUUCACGCAUCGCGCCGACAGAAACAAGCAUCUUUCUGGGAAGAAGGGGGGUUAUGCCUUAUGAUUAACGAGACGUGGUGUGAUCAUAACAACAUACAGGAACUCAAGUCCUUCUGUUCACCUGACUUAGAAUUCCUCACAAUCAAAUGUCGACCGCAUUAUCUACCAAGAGAAUUCUCUUCGAUUAUAUUCCCCGCCAAGCAGACACAUCGAUGGUCCUGAACGAACUUUAUUUGACAAUGUAAACUGAAAACCACAUAUCCUGAGGCUGCAUUCAUUGUAGCUUGGGAUUUUAACAAGGCUAAUCUGAAAACAAGACUCCCUAAAUUCUAUCAGCAUAUCGAUUGUGCAACCAGGACCGGUAAAACCCUGGAUCAUUGUUAUUCUAACUUCUGCGACACAUAUAAGGCCCUCCCCCGCCCUCCUUUCGGAAAAGCUGACCACAUCAAUUUUCCAUUAUUAAAGUGGCUGGAGUUGAGUCAGUAUGUUGGCAGCAGCCACUCAAUGUUAGUGGUGGCUGUUUAACAGUCUGAUGGCCUUGAGAUUGAAAAACUGCUUCGGUCUCUCGGUCCCUGCUUUGAUGUACCUGUACUGACCUCACCUUCUGGAUGAUAGCGAUUAUAGCCACUUUAAACAAUGCCACUUAAUAUAAUGUUUACAUACCCUACAUUACUCUUCUCAUAUGUAUAUACUGUACUCAAUACCAUCUACUGCAUCUUGCCUUUGCCGUUUCUGUACCAUCACUCAGUCAUAUCAUUAUGUACAUAUUCUUUAUCCCUUUACACUUGUAUGUGACAAAUAAUUUUGAUUUGUGUGUAUAAGGUAGUUGUUGAAUUGUUAGGUUAGAUUACUCGUUGGUUAUUACAGAAUUGUCGGAACUAGAAGCUCAAGCAUUUCACUACACUCGCAUUAACAUCUGCUAACCAUGUGUAUGUUACAAAUAAAAUUUGAUUUGAGAUGCGCCGCACGGCUGCAAAAAAAGACAACCUGGAACGUCACCAAACACAAGUCAAGAGUUGUUUGUUUGUGCGCAUGCAAAAUUAUGUUUCUGUAGAGUGAGGCAGCUUGAUGUACAAGUUCACCCCUUGGACAGGACGCUAGAAAGAUUACAGUAUUACCUUAUAGACAGUGGGUGGUUGCUAUGGUGAUGCCGUACAGGUGAGACCUUGGGUCAGGUAGGUACUCUUCUGUGAACUAGCUGCUGUCCCGACUCAGCAAUGACCCUGUCCCUAUGAACACCACAGAGAAAAAAACAAAUCAACUCAACUACCAUCACACUGAACAUUAAAAAAAACACUAUAACAUCAUUCACAGGGUUUGCACUUUUGGGACUAUUAUGUCAGUUCCGUUGCACCCAGCAACCUCAAAUGCAGCUUAAGUAUUUGACAGAAAACAAAUUCUAUUUGAAACCAGAUCUGUCCCUGUCUUACCUCCUCCAGUCUGUGAAGUAGAAGUGGUUGGCAUAAAACACCAUACUGAAGGGGUUGUUCAAGUUGCUGUGGAUCACCCUUCUUCCCAUCCCAUAGGAUGCAAUGCACUCCAAACGCUUGGUCCCUGAGAGUGAGAAAGAGAGUGUGUAUGUGAGAGAGAGGUUAUAGGUUUCAUUUGGUUGAUAACAGUAUAGGUUCCUAUCUUAGUAUGUAGAGUAGUAUCCAGGCUGUAUGCAUCUGAACUGUGUACCACCUCUUUGACUGCUCCAGAACAACUUGGCCCCAUCCCCACUUCUUACGGUACUGAAAAGUGACAGUGGCAAAUUUUUUGAAUAGCUUACCAUACAUUUAAUAGCAUACCAUUUUAGUAUCAUAAAAUAGUCAUGAUUACAGUAUAGGUAUAGCUCAACUUUAUAAUGAGAAUAGAAGAACCUAAAAACGGUAGGAUACAUAGAGAGACUUGUAUAUCACAGAGACAUAGCAACUGUUUAGCAUUUUUCCCUUAAGAUGAAAGUGAGGAUUUGGGGAGAGUAAGCUGGUUGUAGUUAUAGGCCUUCAGACCCCUUAAGUGUGGUUCUUUACACACCAAGCUCCUAGAGGAGGCAGGGGAUUCAUACCUGUGUCCGCCCAGCACACUUGUCUCGUGGCUGUGUCAAAGCAGACAGGGCAAUCAUGGUGGUGUUGACGGUGGCUCAGUUGGUUCGUAAAUGCUGUAACUAGUAGGAAUCGAACCCGGGUCUCCCGCUCUCCAACCCAACGUUUUAACCAAGUCCAAGAAGACCAAAUCUCAAAGGGAGACAUUUUGGGUUUUUAACUCUAAUCAAUUUGUAUUUGUUAUAUGCUUUGUAAACAACAAGUGAAAUGCUUACUUAUGGGCCCUUCCCAACAACUCUCCGGCAGGGAGUGCAACCGAAUCACGAGCAUGCUUCCAAAUCCCCUUCUCUACACACCAAGGUUGUAGGUUCAAUUCCCUCAUAAAUCAAAUUCAAAUCAAAUUUAUUUAUAUAGCCCUUCGUACAUCAGCUGAUAUCUCAAAGUGCUGUACAGAAACGCAGCCUAAAACCCCAAACAGCAAGAAAUGCAGGUGUAAAAGCACGGUGGCUAGGAAAAACUCCCUAGAAAGGCCAAAACCUAGGAAGAAACCUAGAGAGGAACCAGGCUAUGUGGGGUGGCCAGUCCUCUUCUGGCUGUGCCGGGUGGAGAUUAUAACAGAACAUGGCCAAGAUGUUCAAAUGUUCAUAAAUGACCAGCAUGGUCGAAUAAUAGUAAGGCAGAACAGUUGAAACUGGAGCAGCAGCAUGGCCAGGUGGACUGGGGACAGCAAGGAGUCAUCAUGUCAGGUAGUCCUGGGACAUACAGUUCAUAUCCGUGUUAAAAGUUUCUACUUUCUACCUAAAUGACCAUAUAAAAAUUUGAGCCAUGAGAAAAACCUGUCCAACGCUUAAAUGUAUUGUCAUUGUCAAUACCUACAUAGGGCUGUAUUCAAUCUGCAUUGCGGAAGCUCAGCAUACAGCGUAAUUGAAAUGUAAAGACAAUGUUCACGGUAAGAAUGCAUUCACGGUAAACGCAACAGCAUUGUAUUUUUGUGUAAGCCCGAGAGGUGUGAAGAAAUCCUGCACAAAUUUACACACACAAAGUACCCCCUGGGUCUCUUGCGAUGCUACUUGCCACAUUAUCAGAUCAAAUCAAAUGUAUUUAUAUAGCCCUUCGUACAUCAGCUGAUAUCUCAAAGUGCUGUACAGAAACCCAGCCUAAAACCCCAAACAGCAAGCAAGCACGUUGGCUAGGAAAAUCUCCCUAGAAAGGCCAAAACCUAGGAAGAAACCUAGAGAGGAACCAGGCUAUGAGGGGUGGCCAGUCCUCUUCUGGCUGUGCCGGGUGGAGAUUAUAACAGAACAUGGCCAAGAUGUUCAAAUGUUCAUAAAUGACCAGCAUGGUCAAAUAAUAGGUCUGGGACAGGUAGCACAGAUUUUUUUAUACAUUGUAAGGCUGCAUGAUGCGACUAAUGAUGAUUUGAAAAAAGUUGCUUGAAAGGCAUGAGCUCUGCUUUGUUUUUUUUGAGCAGGCUGACUUUAUAAGUCCCUCAUUCACAAUUUGACAAUCACUUGAUAAUGACUCAAAUUCUCCGGCGGUAUCCCCUUUGUGUGGCCGUAAUGCACCCCAAAGAAAUCCAUGCCUUUUCAAACAAAUCAAAUUGUCACAUGCGCCGAAUUCAACCUUACAGUUAAAUGCUUACUUACUACAAGCCCUUAAUUAACCAACAAUGCAGGUAAACAAAAUGUGUUAAAGUAUUUAAAGUAUUGUGUUAAAGUAUUUACUAAAAUAAACUGAAGUAAAAAAUGCAGCAGGGUAAAAAUUGAGGGGGGGGGGUCUAGACUUGGCGCUCCGGUACCGCUUGCCGUGCGGUAGCAGAGAGAACAGUUCAUGACUAGGGUGGCUGGAGUCUUUGCAAUUUUUAGGGCUUUCCUCUGACACCGCCUGGUAUAGAGGUCCUGGAUGGCAGGAAGAAUGGCCCCAGUGAUGUACUGGGCCGUACGCACUACCCUCUGUAGUGCCUUGCGGUCGGUAGGCCGUGCAGUUGCUAUACCAGGCAGUGAUGCAACCCGUCAGGAUGCUCUUGAUGGUGCAGCUGUAAAACCUUUUGAGGAUUUGAGGACCCAUGCCAAAUCUUUUCAGUCUCCUGAGGGGGAAUAGGUUUUGUUGUGCCCUCUUCACAACUGUCUUGGUGUGCGAGACUGAGUGAGGGCCAGAGUAAUGGGUAUAAUCCCUUUCCAAUGGGUGGAGGUCCCUCCAGAUAUCAAUUAGUCCCAAUUCUAUCAAUGAGGUGUUAAAUAAAAUGCACCUUACAAAGUUGAUUAUCUUAGUACUGUCGUGUCCAGAUUAUGAUUUAACACAACGUUCAGAUCACCCGCACAAUCCCCUCUGCUUCUGAUGCAAUGGUUUCAACUGAAUGUGUAAAAAAUAACUUGUCACUCUCUGGAGGGGCAUGAACAUUAACGAAUGUUAUCUCUUUAUGUUCUAUUUUCCAAUUUACCACCGUAAAUCUCCCCUCUUUGUCAUUAAUUUCCUUAAUACUUUCAAAAUGAACUGAGUUUGGAAUAAAGAUUGCCACCCCCCUCUUGUAUUUCUGUUUAAAAGAGCUGUAGAAUGUGUUUUUAAAACCAAACUUGAGUAUAUUACUCGCUAAUGUUCAGUCCCUGGAUAACAAGGUUGAUGAGAUCAGGGCAAGGGUUUCUUUCCGGAGAGACUGCCAGAGUCGCAGCCCCUCAGUCCAGAGGCGCCCUUCAGUCCGGGGCUCUCUACGAGGGCCUUCUAAGUGGGCCGAGAAUAUUUUUUCCACUGCUCCAGAGUCCAAUGGCAGUGAGCUUUACACCACUCCACCCAACGCUUGGUGAUCUUAGGCUUGUGUUCGGCUGCUCGGCCAUGGAACCCCAUUUCAUGAAGCUCCAGACGAACAGUUAUUGUGCUGACGUUUCCAGACCGAGGCAGUUUGGAACUCGGUAAUGAGUGUUGCAACCGAGGAAAGACGAUUUUUAAGCACUACGCGCAUCAGCACUCGACUGUCCCAUUCUGUGAGCUUGUGUGGCAUACCACUUUGCGGCUGAGUCGUUGUUGCUCCUAGAAGUUUCCAUUUCACAAUAACAGCACCUACAGUUGACCAGAGGAGCUCUACUGCCCUGCUGGGUAGACAUUUUAUGAACUGACUUGUUGGAACUCUUCAGUAAGGCCAUUCUACUACCAGUAUUUGUCUAUGGAGAUUGCAUGGCUGUGUGCUCUAUUUUAUACACCUGUCAGCAAUGGGUGUGGCUGAAAUAGCCGAAUCCACAAAUUUGAAGGGGUGUCUACAUACUUUUUUUAUGGUGUUUUGGCUAGUUGGGCAUCACCACACACUUUUGUGAGGUUUUAUCGUUUGGAUGUCACUGCUCCCAGUCUAGCCCACAGCGUGCUUAUGGUUGGGUAGGGGAAAGUCACUAGGCAGUGUGCAAUACCCAGACUGUCACAUCUGGCACGGUCAGGUCUGGGUGGUCUGCCAUGGGCCGUUUCAUUUAGUAUCUGUUGGGGUCGUCUUGGGGCGUGAUUAUAUUUCCCUAUUGUAUGUUGUACCGAAGUUGACUGACUCAAAGGGAAAGUGACUAUAACUACUGUUUCCUGAAGGAGGGAAAUGAGGUACAACACCUGUUUGGCCCCGCACCGAUUGUUCCUGUGCUCAGUGAAGAGCGGUGAAUCCGGAAUGAAUCUGAGCCUCGCGCUUAUCACCUGUGGGAGAUGGGGCUUCCAGCAAGGUACAGAUUUCAUUGGCCUUGUCAGGCGUGAUUGUAGAUCCUUCAACCGAAGUCACGGAAGUGUGACUCCACAUAGUAAUGUUGUACCUUGUUUCCCUCCUUCAGGGAACAGUAGUUAUAGUCAUAACGUUACGUUUUACACAGGCACGUUUUAUACAACCCUUAUUCCUAUUUUGGCCCUUGUGUAGAGCUCAGUUCCCCUGAUCACAUUCUAUGGGACCUUUUGAAAAAGAUCACAAGUUUUUCAGAAGCGCAGUUUUCUAUAACACCAGGCCUUUUCAGUUAAAGCCAGUAACCUGUUAUGUUCAUAACGGCAAAGCGUUUUGAAAUGAAAAACAAAAAGCAGCAUGACCAGGGUCGUGUUCAGUAGGGCAAACCAUAGUGAAACCUUUUGAAUCUGAAAACAAAAAUUUGUGUUUCUUAUUGGACAAGUCCAGGUCCGUCCCUAUUUCUGUCAGUUUUCUUUGGUUUGGGGCAUAACGACGUUUCCAAUGUACAAAAAUGAACAUCUUCCAGUGUUGCCACAAAACAUAUUGAAUGAACACGCGGUUACUGUAGGUGCCUUUUUGUCUGUUACAAUAAACAUCCUGUUUGUUGAUAAGAAUCGAAAAAUAAAAAUGUUCUUGUCUUACCCAGACCAUUUUAAUUGAAUAAGGCCAUUUGUAUUAAUAUGGGUUUUAUAUUUCCAUUAAAAUGCUUUCCAUGGAGUUUCUGCAAAUCCAAAUAAAAUAGCGACUUGUGAUUUAUAUGA